Neogale vison (American mink) is the source of this 2478-nucleotide messenger RNA. It is a transcript of the gene UGT8, whose product is annotated as UDP glycosyltransferase 8. Gene Ontology annotation, molecular function: UDP-glycosyltransferase activity. The transcript has 12 exons. NCBI's taxonomy places the organism in Eukaryota, Metazoa, Chordata, Mammalia, Carnivora, Mustelidae. The record is from RefSeq and is a predicted model, not a curated record. The coding region runs from base 625 to 2250 and encodes 541 amino acids.
UGUUUACUCAUGCUACUUGAGCCAGAGAGAAAGAGAAACUCUGCCUGAGGGAUCUACUAUGCUUUUAGUUCGUUGUUCCUUUGAGACACGGAUUCCGGAUUCCAGAGGACAAUAGUAGCUGAUACUAUUUCAAGCUGCUGGGGCAGAGAAACUCCAUUAAUCUCUGGAACAUCUUCCUGAAGCGGUAGUCAGGGAAAGGAUCCUGUUCUCCAAGAGAAUUCUUUUGCAUUCUGCAAAGUUGUGAGAUGGGUGAAGUCAAUAGACAUCAACUCUAACCCCAUUAUCUCAUACUCCAGCGGAGUUGGCAAACUACAACACACGGGCCAGAUCUGGACUCGGGCUGUGUUUGCACAGUCUACAAGGUGAAGUAAUUCUGCAAGACGAUUGCAUAACGUGAUAGAGGAAAAUUUUAGCUUCCCUCACGCCCCCAAGCCACCGAAGGCGGCGACACCUGAUCCAGCGCACAAGCACGGGUCCCUUCUGUCCCCGGAUUCAAUUACGCGGCAGAGACACAUUCAAACUCACGCGCAGCAGCCCAGAGCUGAGAGAUUUGUCAAAAAUCCAUUGCACUGACUCUAGUCCAGCCUGCACCUUGUUUUCCUCAAUACCAAUUCUCAGAGAGCGAUGAAGUCUUACACUCCGUAUUUCAUGCUCCUGUGGAGUGCUGUGGGGAUAGCAAAGGCUGCCAAAAUCAUCAUCGUGCCGCCAAUUAUGUUUGAAAGCCAUAUGUACAUUUUCAAGACACUAGCCUCAGCCUUGCACGAGAGAGGACACCGCACAGUGUUUCUCCUCUCCGAAGGUAGAGACAUCGCGCCAUCUAAUCAUUACAGCCUCCAGCGAUACCCAGGGAUUUUUAACAGUACCACCUCGGAUGCUUUCCUGCAGUCCAAAAUGCGGAAUAUUUUCUCUGGGAGAUUGACAGCAAUCGAACUGUUUGACAUACUGGAUCACUAUACCAAGAACUGUGAUAUGAUGGUUGGCAACCGUGCCUUGAUUCAGGGUCUGAAGAAGGAGAAGUUUGACCUGCUGCUGGUGGACCCCAAUGACAUGUGUGGGUUUGUGAUAGCUCAUCUUUUAGGGGUUAAAUAUGCUGUAUUUUCAACUGGCCUUUGGUACCCAGCGGAAGUGGGUGCUCCCGCCCCAUUAGCUUACGUCCCAGAGUUUAACUCACUCCUCACAGACCACAUGAACUUGCUGCAAAGGAUGAAAAAUACCGGCGUUUACCUCAUUUCCAGAUUAGGGGUCAGCUUUCUGGUUCUUCCCAAAUACGAAAGGAUAAUGCAGAAGUACAACCUGCUGCCGGAGAAGUCCAUGUACGACUUGGUCCAUGGGUCCAGUCUGUGGAUGCUGUGUACAGAUGUGGCGCUGGAGUUUCCAAGACCCACUCUGCCUAAUGUUGUGUACGUAGGAGGAAUCCUCACCAAACCGGCCAGCCCACUGCCAGAAGAUCUCCAGAGGUGGGUAAAUGGUGCUAACGAACAUGGCUUUGUCCUGGUAUCUUUCGGAGCUGGUGUCAAGUACCUGUCCGAAGACAUUGCUAACAAGCUGGCUGGAGCUCUGGGGAGACUGCCCCAGAAAGUGAUCUGGAGGUUUUCUGGAACCAAACCAAAGAAUCUAGGAAACAACACUAAGCUCAUAGAAUGGUUACCACAAAAUGACCUGCUUGGGCAUUCAAAUAUUAAAGCCUUCCUGAGCCAUGGUGGUUUGAAUAGUAUUUUUGAAACUAUGUAUCACGGUGUACCUGUAGUGGGAAUCCCACUCUUUGGAGACCACUAUGAUACUAUGACUCGGGUCCAGGCAAAAGGCAUGGGGAUAUUGCUAGAAUGGAAGACUGUUACUGAAGGAGAGCUGUAUGAAGCAUUGGUGAAAGUUAUCAAUAAUCCCAGCUACCGUCAGAGGGCCCAGAAGCUUUCAGAAAUCCACAAGGAUCAGCCUGGUCACCCUGUCAAUCGGACUGUCUAUUGGAUAGAUUACAUUCUUCGUCACAACGGAGCCCAUCACCUACGUGCCGCUGUCCAUAAAAUCUCUUUCUGUCAGUAUUUUUUACUGGAUAUAGCCUUUGUGCUUUUGCUUGGUGCUGCCUUGUUUUACUUUUUUUUGUCCUGGGUGACAAAAUUUAUCUACAGAAAAAUCAAAAGUUUGUGGUCUAGAAAUAAGCAUAGCACAGUUAAUGGACAUUACCAUAAUGGAAUCCUCAAUGGCAAGUACAAAAGAAAUGGCCAUAUUAAACAUGAAAAGAAGGUGAAAUGAGCCAGCAGCCCACAGGAUAGUAACAAAUCUGUUCAGUCAUUCACCUUUUAUCACUAUAAUUUAGUCUAACAACUACUAAAAGUUAAAUGUCAGUAAACAAUUCUAACACUCCGUUACCUGAUCUUACUAACAAAAUUCUGUGGAAUUAAGAUGGCUGUAAAAAGCACAAACCUAAAAUGCAAAAAUGUAUCUUAUUCGAAUACUGAUACAGAGAGUUUUGGCACUGAA